Drosophila santomea is the source of this 1702-nucleotide messenger RNA. RefSeq names its product endochitinase A1. Bases 7 to 1611 code for a protein of 534 amino acids. Gene Ontology annotation, molecular function: serine-type endopeptidase activity. The record is from RefSeq and is a predicted model, not a curated record. Gene Ontology annotation, biological process: proteolysis. The transcript has a single exon. Lineage: Eukaryota; Metazoa; Arthropoda; Insecta; Diptera; Drosophilidae.
UAUAUAAUGAUCCGUAGAGUGUUUCCCUUUCUGUUGGCGGCUCUUUUGCGGCAGGUGCUCGGUGAUCCGGAUGCCCAAGCCCGCAUCAUUGGAGGCUAUGAUGUGGACAUAGAAGAUGUACCUUACCAGGCGGAAGUGAUUAUAGAUGGCACUGCCAUUUGCAGUGGCGCCAUCAUAGGAUCACAAACCGUGCUCACGGCAGCCUCGUGUGUCCAGUCCUACAGUUCACUUCAGGUGCGCGUGGGCACCAGCUCCCGAGAUUACGAUGGCACUGGAUUGCUGUUGGAUGUGUGUGUUGUAACUGAUCAUCCAAACUACGAUUACUGGCGUUUCGAUAACAAUCUGGCACUGCUGAAGCUGUGCUAUCCGCUCCAGACCUCCGACGCUAUCCAGCCCAUCAGACUAGCUGACGAAGUGCCGGACGAUGAUUCCUGGUGCUAUGUCUCCGGCUGGGGAUCCACCAGUUGGUGGGGCAGCUGGUGGGACAGGUGCUUCGGCAGUCUGCCAGACUAUCUCCAAUUGGUAUGGGUCAGUGUCUACAAUCGGGAGCAGUGCGCCGCAGAUCGCGGGGUUUGGUUCGGACUCUGGGAUAAUGGCAUCUCGUACCUCACCCUCUGCACUCAGUAUGGCGCUGGAGGAUGCUCCUACGACACAGGAGCCCCCUUGGUGCAGGACGAUGUACUUGUGGGCAUUCUAUCCGAGGGCGGCUGCAAAACCAAACCAGAUGUCUACGCCAGUGUGGGUUGGUUCAAAGAUUGGAUUGCCGAGAAUACCGGAUAUGAGGAUACAACAGCGCCAACAAGUACUUCUAGUGAUAGUAGUUCCACUGCUGAUAGCACUACACCUGGUACUGUACCUAGUACUAUACCUAGUAUUGGACCUAGUACUAAACCUAGUAUUGGACCUAGUACUGAACCUAGUACUACACCUAGUACUGAACCUAGUACUGAGCCUAGUAGUGAACCUAGUACUGAACCUACCACUGCGCCUACUGUACCUAGUAUUGAACCCAGCAAAGCACCUAUUACAGUACCUAGUACUGAAUCUAGCACUGUACCAAGUUCAACUAUACCUAGUACUGAAGCUAGCACCAGUACAGUAUCUAGUUCUUCUUCUAUUUCCAGUACUGUAUCCAGCACCAUACCUAGUAGUGAAUCAAGUACCUUACCUAGUAGUGUACCAAGUACAGAAGCCAGUACGCUGCCUAGCACUGUUCCUAGUACUGUUCCUAGUACUGUGUCUAGUACUGUGCCUAGUACUGUUCCUAGUACUGUUCCUAGUACUGUGUCUAGUACUGUGCCUAGUACUGUUCCUAGUACUGUUCCUAGUACUGUUUCUAGCACUGAACCUAGUACGGCACCGAGUACUGUGCCUAGUACUGAACCGACUGCCAUACCCACUACUGCACCCAGCACUGUGACAAGUACUACUGUAACGAGUACUGAACCCAUUACUGUAUCCAGUGCACCAAGUGAACCUAUCACAGAACCUAGUAAUGCACCCAUUACUUCAGAUAGCACUGUACCAAGUACUGAGUCCACUACCUCGAGUCCUUUAACUACGAUCAUUACGCCAACCGAACCAACUGGGAAUCCUGAUAUCGAGGGAUAAAAAAGAAGGCUUAGUAACGUGCCCCCGCCCGUAAAUAUUUAACUCUAAGCUAACUAAUUAACACUUCUCAAUAAAAGAAACUGUGACAUCA